Messenger RNA from Lecanosticta acicola, 8880 nucleotides. The record is from the annotation of a GenBank genome assembly. Lineage: Eukaryota; Fungi; Ascomycota; Dothideomycetes; Mycosphaerellales; Mycosphaerellaceae.
AUGCCUAUGCCCACACUUUCCUUCCUGCUUGGGGUCCUCGUCGUCGGAUACCUGUUCACCUUUGUCAUCUUCGCCGUCUUGCGCAUCGUCACGGGCGUCUCGAUCCAGCGCGUCGGUUACACCGGUUUCAGGCGCAUCGCAUUCUCUCCGCGCCAUGGCGUCAAGGCCAACAUUCGCGGCAUUGGACUCUCGAUCCACCGGCCUACGUUUGCGCUUCCGACUUGGUGUAGCUUGGUGAUCACGGAGCUAGUGGUCACAAUCGACCUGAAGGCGUUGGACGAGGGCAAGAGCAAGCGGGAUGGGAUCUUUGAGCGUGCAAAUGGAGAUGCGAAAGAACAGACUGGGAUCCGCUCCAGUGCACCAGAUGAACAGGAUGAUGCGGAAGGACACGGACAACUAUGGCGCAAGCUCACUGAGGCGAAAGAGAAGAUCAAGAGAUUGCACAGACAGAUCAGGUGGCUGCGGGUAGUCGAUUUGGUCGCGACCGCAAUAACACUGGAUGUCGUGGGCGUUGGAAAGCUCAGGCUGGAACGUGUGACGCUCACAGUAGACACUCGAAAGCAGACGGUGGAUCGCAGCAGACUAUUCCAGCAUCACAAACACCGGCCGGAAACUCAGGCGCCAGCGGAAUGGAAGUCAAUUGUCCGGAGCGUCUUGUUUACGCCUGAGGGCAGGGAGUCGACGGAAGUGCUGGAUUACUUCACCCUCAACAUUUACGGAAUGCUUCACCGCGAGAGGGAAGGUCUGCGGGAUGCCUCGAUUGCAUGGAAGCUUGGUCGUCUCAACGUUCCCUACGACGACCUGGAACACGCCAAACGAUGUGCAGAUCUUCUUCGCGGAAAGUAUGCGUACCCUCGAGCAGACAAAUCUCCUGCGGAUGUCUCGUUUGCCGAUGUUGUAGGCGAAUUGGGGAAGCCAGGCUCACGGGAUGAUCACAUUGUCCGGGCUGUGUCUGAUUGCAGAGAUUUCAUUGCUUCGAUUCUGCGUGGCAUCCAGGAAGUGCAAUUUGCUGUUGGGUUCGUUGGCCUUUCCCAGAAACUCGCAGUCAAGGGACAUGGUGACAAAGACGUCUACCUCAAUUUUGCCAUGAAAGAACUCGGCUUGGAUAUUUUGCGCCUGGAUCCUAAGAGCCCGGCGCAUCGAAUGUACUUCUCCACCAGUGAUGUCGCACAUCAAGCGCUACUGACUGGUAUCGCCAUUGCUGCCGGAAUUGAUGAUGGGCAUGAGCAUCCCGAACGAAUGCUAUACGUGCCCAUGAUAACAGCGACUGUCAAGACCACGUUGCCGUCCAGGACCAUCAACUAUUCAAAGAUUUCCGAUCCAGACGACCGCAACUCAAAUCUCCUCCACGCCAACUUCGUGUGCACGUCUCCGUCGAUUGACCUUGACCCAAAGCAUUUGCCAUUAGUCAGGGAGAUACUUAAACAGCGGUCAGGGAGUCGACGAGGAAGUAGCAGUUCGUCCUCACACCAUCAAUUAAUAUCACAGCUACUUCCGAAGGCUCAUGUCAAAUUCUCUAUUCAAGAGCCUGUCAUUCGGAUAUCCUUACCGCCAAUGGACACCAAGAAUGCAGCAGAAGAUGACUUUGACUUGCUCAUUUCUUCUGUUUCAUCCAUUGCGUUGGAGUGGGAAUCCUCGCACGCAACAGACGGGCAACACCAUUACAGCCUCAAUUCCUACUAUCGGCACUCGAGACAUCGCUUUUACUAUCAGACUGCUGCAGGCGACAGGCACGAUCUCCUCCAGAGUGACUACGUCGAAGUGCAAGUCGAUGUCAAUGCUCUUCCCGACAUCAGCGUUGUUGCCAAUGGGAGGGCACAGACGUUCAAUGUCUUCCUUGUGCGUCCAGAUAUCUGCGAGGGUGUGCGGCAGAUCGUCAAGCAGAUGCGCAGAAAUGUACUGGCGAGAAAGGACACCGAGAGUAAGCCGCAGGCCAGCUUUUUGCGAAAGAUGCCGACAUGGUUGAAACACUUCCGUCUCGAUGGUUCGGACUUUGGUCUCCAGCUAGCUGGCGUCGAUGAGGUAGUUUCGAAAGACACCCGUGGAUUUGGGCUGCAGCUCGAAUCCUGGUCGACAGAGUACAAGGCUCAACGUGAUGACUCUCAGGACACUGAAGCGCAUCACCGUCGAAAGUCUGUCUCGCAAACGCCCAAGAGCAAGGAGAAACAUUCCAAACCUGGCGAGCCGACGUCCCCACGCAAGAAGUAUCACACAUAUGCCGAUAAUCGUCGUCUGGCAAUACACGUCCAGAAUCUUGAAGGCACGAUCGUGGACUCCAUUGAGGAUGCGGAGCCGGAGCCUUUCAUGUCACUGCCGAAGUUCGAGGUCGCCAUGUCAACGUCGACAGACGCACACGGCCCGAUUUUCCAUAUCAACUCCUUCGCCAAGAGUUUCUUGCUGCAGUACUCUCUCUACAAUCACUUCGCUAUUGGCGUCGCAGCUAUGGUGAUCAAGAAGACAUUCAUGGAACGGGAGAAGGAAGAACCCAAGCCAGGGCUCCACAGACAAGCCAGUCUUGGUCUUUCGGCGUCAGAUCCUACGCUAGAAGAGAUCGCACACCGUGAGAUCACUGCAAUAGACUUCAAGACGAAUCUUGUGCAGAUAAAAGCUCGAAUGCCUGCGGAUCCGCCAAUGAUGGUGCAAAUCUUUUAUCUGGAGUGUGGAAAACAUCGCUGGUCAACUCCAUUCCUGCGCAGUCGCUUGGCUCGCAUGUAUGUCAGAGCACCGGCAACGUACUCUGCAUGGAGUCGGAUCGUCAGUAUCAAAGCGCUGCGUCUUGAUUUGCGUGAUUUGAAGCGAAGAGUUGGGAAACAGAGCGUAAACGAGAAGUCGGUGGAUGCCGUGGCAGAAGCGAUACGUAUUGCUGUGCCAAACUCUCUCGUCGUGCAUUCGAUAUUCGACAACAUCACGAACGUUGUGAAGACCACGAAGCAACUGCAACAUCAAUUUGUCACUGGGUCAAGUGCCUACGUUCUGACGAAAGAGCCGGAAGGUCCGAAGCAUGUACCACGAGUUACCAUCCGAUCACAGAUGUUGCUUUUCGACAUUGAAGACAACCAGUUCGAAUGGAAGCUCGGAGCAAUCUACAGAGCGGGUCUUGCAGAGCAGAAGCAGAGACUUGCGCGAGAGGAUGCAUUCAGAUUGAAGGAAAAGCGCCUCUCCCGAGGAACUCAUCGCGGGGGUAGCUCUCGUUUCCGUGCCCAGUCUGCGCAGGUGGACCACCGUUCUAGGUCUCGAACAAGAAAGAAGGAGCAAGCAGAACGCCGAAGUCACAGCGCUGAUGGGUCGCGAGAGGCAGACAGGUCUGCAGCCCAGACGGGACAGAGGCAUUCGAAACGCAAGAUGCGCUACGAUGCAGAUGGGGAAUGCGGCAUCAGUGGAACUUCAAACCUCACCAUUGAACAGGCAAGGGAGAAGCUGGAUCAUCUCAAUGCCCAGUCUUGGAAAGCUCGCAUCGAUCGGACUAAAUCCAUGCAGAGUCAAGACAUUCGGGAAAUCAGACGAUUGUUCGGUGUAGCUGACGACCUCGAACAUGAUGUCGAACAGAGUGAGCCUCUGUUGGCGUGGAGUCGCAAGCCUGGACUCAUGGUGAUUGCGCUGAGCGACUUGAGCAUCACGGUUGACAAACCUUCCUUCCCCAUUGAUGACUACCCCAAAUUCCUGCACGAUGUCGGCAAGGGCAUGCCUCGAGACAUGAAGUACGGACUGUUGCUUCCCAUGAACCUGCAUGUCAUGAUGGGCGAGGCUAGAAUUCAGCUGCGCGACUACCCAUUACCGCUACUCCAUGUCCCGGCUCUUGGCAGUGGACAGUCACCAAGACUUCCUGCGUUGUCAUUGCGGACUGAUUUCGUGGUCGCAGAGGAGUUCAGAGAUAUUGAGUCGCAACGCAGCGUGAAUGUCCAGGUCGUGCCUCCAGACAGAAUGGCCGACGGGUCUGGUAAGGGCUUCGACAUCGAAGUGCGCCGGACUAUAUCAGCUGUCAAAACUUACUCGGACAUCAAGAUGGAGAUCAAUACCAACAGCCCUACGAAGAUAUCAUGGUCGACUUCGUAUCAGCCUGCCAUACAGGAUGCUAUGCAGGUAAUCGAAGGCUUCACCAAGCCACCUGUGGAUCCAUCAGAUCGCGUCGGCUUUUGGGACAAGAUUCGACUAUCCUUCCACUCUCGAGUCAAUGUAGCAUGGAAGAACGAUGGCGACGUGCAUCUGAUUUUGAAGGGGUCCAGAGACCCAUACGUCGUCACUGGAACAGGCGCUGGUCUUGUUAUGGUCUGGCGAAACGACGUCAAUUGGAACAUUGCCCAGCACAAGGAUCCUCGCAGGUUCAUGACUGUUGACAGUGGAGAGUAUGUACUGGCCGUGCCCGACUUCAAUAGCUAUGCCCGGCGAUCUCAUGAAGCUGCGACCGAUGACGAUGCUGGUACGAGCACACGCUCGACGACAUCGAUCAAGCGAGAUGCGGUCUUCAAGAAGGUUGUCAUGAAGCUCUCUGGCAAGGUCACCUGGCUCGCUGGGUUGAUGUUCGAGCGUGAUCUCGCUGACGGCAGUCGUACAUUCGACUUCAAACCGCACUACGACAUUGUUCUAAAGCACCCCGACUUUGCCAAGAGACCUGAAGGCAUGGAGUACGAUGCAUAUCGCGGAUUCAGGAGCCAUCAUAUUCAUCUGUCGAUUGCCAUAUCUGCGCCGCACGAUCGAGACUGGUCUGUUUCCAACUUGAAGCCCUCGAACAACUACAACUCUGUUCACCUGACACCGCGAUUCUUCUCGCACUUCUACAACUGGUGGUCAAUGUUCUCAGGAGUCAUGUCACUUCCCAUUCGCCAGGGCCCACUCUGGGGAGUUACUGAAAAGAAGAGCAAGAAGUUUGGCCGUCACAUGGCAACGAUCAAGUACAAUCUGCUACUCUCGCCACUGUACAUCAGUCAUGUGUACAAGCACAAGGAUGCCGAAGAUUAUGCGGCAAAUUCUGUCUCUGCAACUGGCCUCAAAAUGCGGCUCGACAGUUUCAUGCUGGACCUGCACCAAAGGCGGGAGCACUUCGAUCUAAAAGGCAGGGAAGGGGCUAGAGCCAAGCAAACAAGUGGAAUGCGCAUCCACCAGGCCCAGCUCGACUUCAUUUCUGCGGAUCUCCGAGCGUUGUCUGCCAACAUUGAAGGCACCAGCGCGGAAGAGAUUGAGAAAGCAACUGACGACACGCUCGCUUCUCUGCACAGCCAAGUUCCCACGAUCGAUAUGUCCAAGUUUGACAUCCCUGAUAAUGAUUUCGCCUGGAUAGAUAUGGAUGACUUCGUUGAGCUAGACUGGAUUCUGCCUGCAGAAGCAGAUCCGGCGACGAAGAUAUUACCACUGGGAUUUGCUCCUAGAUUCACAUAUUUCCGACAAACGGAUCACAACGGCACGAUCGCUGGCGAUCCGUCUCGAACUAGUCCGUUCGGUGACGAGCCAACGCAUUACUGUGUCAUGUCAGCGAAGAACGACCCUCGCAGAGUUCAAUCAGAGCUGAUUGAAAGACGUCUAUCCUUGCUGAAGGAGAAAAUUGCCCAGAACGUCCGAGCUGUUGGCGAGCAAGAGCUCAAGCUGGUACAAGAACCAUCGAGCGAUCAAGCAAAACGACAGGCACUACAGGACAAGCUAGAUACCUUGCGAGGCCACACAGAACAUUUGCAGGGUAAACAUGACUUCUUGGCUUUCAUGCUCAAUGAGCUGGUACAGCGAUUAGAACAGGACGAUCCAUCCGCCGUGCCCGAUCUCGAAACGAGCGAAGAGUUUUUCGAGGCACACGAAAAAGCCAGACCGCAGGAGGGCGACAUAAACCAUAUGGACACUGCGCCUCUUGCUGACUACACCAGCGACUUUAACAACCGCUUCAUUGUGCACAACGCUCAGAUCAAGUGGAACAACUCGCUGCGAAACAUCAUAUUGCGAUACAUUCAUCAGAACAGCCAACGGCGAGGCUUUGUCUACUACAUGUCUCGACGCGCGGUCAAGUUCAUACUGGAAAUCCUCGAAGAGAGGGAGAAAGAAGAGCAGAAUCCUGCCACUCGCCAGAAAUCUCGGUCGACGCAGUAUAGCGCUAUAUCUCCAGAGGCUGACGACGAAGCCACCGUACAAGAUCGCAUUGACCAGUUGUUGCGCGAUGGCCGUAACUUUGUCAACGCCGACGAGCCAUUUGCAGAGAAGUGGGAGAAUGGUCAAAGCAAUGAUCCCAGAGACGAUAUUGCUGUUGAGUUCACUCCAUUGAACACAUAUCACUUCCGUCUCAUCGCUCCUCAGGUACAGCUACAGAGCGAAAAGAAUCCCAAGUCUGCCGUACUGGUCACCGCGAAGGGCAUGCAGCUGAAGGUUGUUCAAAUCAUGGAGAAGGACAAGGUAGAUGACGAUGUCAGCGGUCUGGUACAACGACGAUUCAGUGCUGCUGCAGACAGCUUGCAGAUGUUCGUGACAAGCUCCAACACGUUCAAGACGGAAUAUCUGCAUUUCUAUUCUGCCAAUCGGUAUGGCGUGAAAGCUGGAACCUACUGGCCUCCGUGGGUUCCCAUGGAGAUCAUGUUCGAAUUCCAGACUAAUCCGUAUGGAUUCCACCGUGUUGUUCAUCGUACUUCGGCAAGCCUACGUUACGACAAGUACAACACGCUGCGCCUAAAGUACAACGACGACAUCUCUGGCGGUGAUCCUAAGAAUGCAGAAAGUGCGGAAGAAGCUGAGUCGCGCAUGGACCACGUCUGGCUCGAGUUCCCUCACUUCAGAGCCAUAUGUGAUUCCAAUCAAUACUUCGCACUGUACAUCAUCGUUAUGGAUCUGCUGCUAUACAAUGAGCCUCUUGAGAAGACGCGUAGUGAGCGUCUGGAGAAGAUCAUGUUAGCCUCAGACUUCAGUGAUCUUUCAGGUGCGCCCGAAAUGGUCCAGAUGCUGCAGGAACGCAUCCGUCAACUCGAGGAAAUCAAGAUGCAUUUCCAGGUCAACGAGAAGUAUCUCGACCGCCAAGGCUGGAAGGACCGAAUAACAAUCGAUCAAGACUUGACGGGGUGCGAAGAUGAGCUGUUCUUCAUGAUGAAAGCAAUCACUACUUCGCAGCAACACAACGAGAACCCGCGAGAUCAGGACGAGGCCGCUGGUAUGCUGCAUUUGCACAUGGCUUCCAAGGAGAUCGCAUGGCACUUGAUUCGGGAUAAAGGCGAAUCGUUGAUGGAGAUGCAGCUCAAGGACGCUACAUUCGACCGUACAGAUAACUACGAUGGCUCCAACUAUAACAGCAUGGAGAUUGGGCGCAUCAAUGGCUACAACUUGCUCAACGAUGCCCUGUAUCCUGAGAUAAUUUCGCCUUUCACGGACGAAAGUAAGGGCGGCCGAACGCUGGGAAAUACGAAGAUGCUGCGAGUGCAUUGGCUGAUGCUUGAAGCUAUCGCUGGUAUCCCCGUCGUCGACUACUUCGAGAUUGACUUGGUGCCAUUGAGGUUGCAAGUCGAGCGUGAAGUCGCUAAGAAGCUGUUCGAAUACAUCUUCCCCGGUGCCGGCGGCAAUGCUUUUGAUGGCGGUGGUUUCUCCCCUUUCAUGGUCAAGAAUAUGCUGCCUACUCAAGAGGAAGAAGACGAGACCGACGACAAGCAAGAUUCGCAAAUUGUUCUCGGCGCCGAGAACCCAGACUCUGAGCCAAAUCUUGGUGACGGCACCGGACCGGGCUCUUUGGAACAUCGUCUAAAGCCAACCAUGAGUUUGUCGAAGCAGAGGAAACCAAAAGCCCAUGAGAAAGGGCUUGGCAUCUCGGGAACGAAUCACGGGUUGCAUGGGUUCACCCUUUUCCAGCACUCAAACAAGUCUCAGCAGGAUGGCAACAAUCGAAGUGCAGCCUCGAGACAAGCACUGUCGCGCACUAACCUAUCCCCAAUCUCUCGUUCGCCCAGCGAGCGCUCUCUCAACACCCUGAGCAGCAGUACUGCUGGCGAGAAGCGUGUGCAGAAGAAGAAGGGUAAGGACAAAGGCAAAGACAAGGUGAAGCAAGGACCUUCGGACGAUCUCACGCAGAUGAUGAAUCGAGCUUCAAACUACAUGACUCUGGCGUACGUCAAGAUCCCGAGUAUGGUGUUGUGCCUGUCGUACAAGGGCCAAGGAAAGCGUAAUCUUGAAGACGUGCACGAUCUUGUCUUCAGAAUGCCUACCUUGGAGUACAGGAACAAGACAUGGUCGAAUCUUGAUCUCGCGUUGCAGCUCAAGAAGGAUGUCAUUCGUGCUUUGAUCAGCCAUGCGGGCGCGAUUGUGGGCAACAAGUUCAGCCACCACAAGCCGAGUCGUCAACAGCAGUCAAGGCUGAGGGAGCUUGCGAAUCGAAGCACGUUCAUGAGUUCGAGCGUCGGCCAAGCAGGACUUUCUGGACCAGCGGAUUGGCAGACCACCGGCUAUGGGUCGGAAUCGAGCAGUAUGCUAGACUCGGGAGAACCGCCUUCAGGCAGACCUUCUAGCGCAAGACCACCGAGCAGCAGUCUUUCGAGGAGCGUCAGCUAUUCUGCCUCUUCGCCUUCCGCUUCCACGUCGGAUCUCCCCAGAAUGUCGGAAGAGCUGCCUACGAUAGGCUUCACGAAUGGGAACGGCAGGAGUUCGCAAUCAACGCCGGAGUCACCACCGCAGACGAGGAGACCGAAUGGCGAUAGUCCAGAGCAUGCUCGUGCUCACGCGGCUUCCAUCACUAGGCAUUUGUCUGGUUUCGGAGAGCGAUUGAGACAGAGGCAGAGCCAUCCUACCCACGCCAAUGGCUCUCCAUCGCAGCAGCAUUCGACUGCCGCCGAGGCAUCCAACUCGGCACCUGAAGAUAAUACGGAAGAGACAAAGAGGAAAAGCAAACUCCUCCUCGGACCGCAGAAGCUGCUGGGUAGAUUGAGGGAUUAG